AUGCAUCAGUUCCUCCAUAACCGUAGCAGCAGCACUCCGCUGCCCGGUCCUCUGCCCGCCGUUAUGACCAUUGAGCCCAACGACCUUUUCCCGAACUGUUACCACGAAUUUGAUGUGCCUACCAGCUCAAGCAGCGGCAGCACCAUCCAACGCGCCUUCCAGAAAGUGAUUGGAGGCUGGGGGCAGCGGUUUCCUCGUUAUCUACCAGCUGCUGGAAAAGCGCCAGGUACCCAAGAGGCAGAUGUUGUUCAACUGCAAUCAGCCUUUGACCUCGGGAGGAUCCAGACCAUAGAAAAGGCAGCAGCAGCCAAGAUCUACUUGGAGACAUAUUAUAACGAGGUUAUCGGUAGCUGCGAGACACCGCGCGAGCGGCGUGUUACUGAGUUUCAGCGCCUUGUGGACGAGACCAUACCCUCCGUCGAAAGUAAAGACAAGGAUUAUUACAUGGGCCGUUUCUUCCAGGAAGAAUCAAACCAUCUCCGUGCACAAAGGGUCGCCAAAGCUCAAAGCUGCAGGACGACCCGGUCUUCUUGGGCAACGAGAACAAUCCACGAGCAAAUUUCUGAGGAACCUUGCAAGUCAUAUUUGAACAGCCUCGAAACUCUUCAAAUACUCGGUAAAGGGAGCUUUGGGGUGGUCAAGCUUGUCCGUGAGCGGCGCGGGCCCAAGGUGUUUGCUAUGAAGGUCAUUCGAAAAUCGGACAUGAUUCGAAGCUGCCAGGAAGGUCACUUGCGAGCUGAAAGAGACUUUUUGGUCGCUGCAUCGAAUUCAAACUGGGUUGUCCCCUUGAUGUACAGUUUUCAAGACUCUACCAACCUAUAUCUUGUCAUGGAUUACAUGCCUGGGGGGGACUUUCUAGGACUACUGAUCCGCGAGAAUGUCCUUAGCGAACCCAGAACCCGCUACUACAUUGCUGAAAUGAUACUCUGCGUCGAAGAAGCACACAAGCUUGGCUGCAUUCACCGAGACGUCAAGCCAGACAAUUUCCUUAUUGGCGCUGACGGCCAUCUCAAGAUUUCAGACUUUGGACUGGCAUUUGACGAUCACUGGUCCCAUGACACCACAUAUUACAAGUGGCACCGUCAAAGUUUGCUCUCUUCUAACAACAUUAUACUUAAUGGCGACAAUGAGGAUCUCAAAGCCUUGCAAGACGGGAGUUCACAAAAACGGAACACAUCUCAGUUAGGUUCUUCGAGACAUGAACCUCCGCCUGAGUUUGUCCAAGCGGGUCAGCUUCCACGGUUAGCGUCAUGGAGUAUCGGAAUUAUUCUCUACGAAUGUCUUUACGGCCACACGCCAUUCCUCUCAGACAAGGGUCGUCACUAUACCAAGCAGAAUAUCAUUGGCCACAAGGAGACUCUAGAGUUUCCCGCGGGGUCCACAGUAUCAGAAAAUUGUCUGGAUUUGAUAGUUUGUCUGCUCCAAGACAAAGAAACGCGACUCUCAUCGCCUCAGUAUCACUACCAAGACAGACAAUAUCGAAGAGGUGUUUCACAGCCCCCACGAAAAUAUGUAUUCCCAGAUGAUGCAUCCGAUAUCAAGAAACAUGCAUGGUUUCGGGGGAUUCGUUGGUCUGAUUUGCAUCUGAGAAAGCCGGAGUGGUUGCCCCGGAUUCACAGUUUCCUUGAUACGCAUUACUUUGAGGAAGAUGAGCCUAUCAGUGACUGGUCUGAGUCGGUAGACUCCUGCACGGCGGAAGAGCCCACGGAUAUAGACGGAAUUGUUUUGGAACUUCAAUCUGUUGGUUUCAAGCCUGAACACAUCAACUUCUUUGUUGAGGCCAUUGACAAGCCUUACGAUUCGACAAGACUCAAGCAAAUUGAUCAUAACAUCGAUGCUUACUCAAGGUUGAGUUCUAAGGGAAAGCAGUGCAUGAAGGAAUUCGUCCGCAGAUAUGGUCACAAGGAACGCAAGCGGCCCCGAGACAAGCUGCUCAGGGAUCCUGCAACGAAGAGCGAAGUCAUGAGACUGAGGAAACAGAUGGCAUUUUUAGGGUACUCGUGGCGAAGGGCUCCGACUCAGCGUCAACCUUUCAACACGAUUUACAACAUGGACACCUACGAUGUCACGUCUCAGGGACGGAUGCUAGGUUACAAAGUUGGUUGCGUGAGGGUUACGAUUGCGCUGCCAUUAUGA
Messenger RNA from Colletotrichum truncatum, 2136 nucleotides. RefSeq names its product Serine/threonine-protein kinase cbk1. The record is from RefSeq and is a predicted model, not a curated record. Gene Ontology annotation, biological process: peptidyl-serine phosphorylation; intracellular signal transduction. NCBI's taxonomy places the organism in Eukaryota, Fungi, Ascomycota, Sordariomycetes, Glomerellales, Glomerellaceae. Gene Ontology annotation, molecular function: ATP binding; protein serine/threonine kinase activity.